Messenger RNA from Theobroma umbraticum, 2628 nucleotides. RefSeq names its product sucrose synthase-like. Gene Ontology annotation, biological process: sucrose metabolic process. Lineage: Eukaryota; Viridiplantae; Streptophyta; Magnoliopsida; Malvales; Malvaceae. Gene Ontology annotation, molecular function: sucrose synthase activity. The record is from RefSeq and is a predicted model, not a curated record.
UUCUUCACCCUCCAAUUAGCAGAAACAAUGGCUUCAGGAAGCGUUUGUGAACAUUUGGGUGAAUCUCUGGCUACUCAUCCGGAGCAGGCAAAGGCUAUCUUGUCAAGGAUUGAAAGCCUCGGGCGGGGCAUUCAUAAAUCCCAAAAGCUGCUAUCAAUUCUUGAUAAGGAGGAUGGACAACAAGCACUUGAUGGGAUAAUUGUCGAUGUCCUCAGGACUACACAGGAAGCUGUAUUGUCGUCUCCACUGGUUGCCCUUGCCAUUCGUCCAGCUCCUGGUGUUUGGGAGUACAUAGCUAUUGAUGUCCGGAAGCUCUUCGUAGAGGAAAUGCAAGUUGCUGAGUAUCUGCGGUUGAAGGAGGAAAUCGUUGAUGGAAGCUCCAAUGGCGAGUUUACGCUGGAAUUGGACUUCGGCGCGUUCAAUAAUUCUAUUCCUCGCCCAUCGCUUUCUAAGUCCAUUGGGAACGGUGUGGAUUUCCUCAAUCGCCACCUUUCUGCCAAACUGUUCCAAGACAAGGAGAAUUUGAACUUAUUGCUUGAAUUUCUCCAGAUUCAUUGCCAGAAGGGAAAGGGUAUGCUGCUGAAUGACAGAAUUCAAGGUGUGAAUUCCCUCCAACAUGCUCUGAGGAAGGCAGAGGAGUAUCUGACUCCUCUACCAUCUGAUACCCCAUACUCGGCUUUUGAGAAAAAGUUCCAGGAGAUUGGUUUGGAGAGGGGAUGGGGUGAUACUGCUGAGCAUGUUUUAGAGAUGAUCCAUCUUCUUCUGGAUCUCCUGCAGGCACCUGAUCCCGUCACUCUUGAAACUUUCCUUGGAAGAAUCCCAUUGGUCUUCAAUGUUGUGAUCAUGACUCCUCAUGGAUACUUUGCCCAAGACAAUGUUUUGGGAUACCCUGACACAGGUGGCCAGGUUGUUUACAUCUUGGAUCAAGUCCGUGCCUUGGAGGAAGAGAUGCUCCACCGUUUCAAGCAGCAAGGACUUAACAUUACCCCACGCAUCCUUAUCAUUACUCGACUCCUCCCUGAUGCCGUGGGAACAACUUGUGGUCAGCGUCUUGAGAAAGUGUAUGGAACCAAGUAUUCUGAUAUUCUUCGAGUUCCGUUCAGAACAGAGCAGGGAAUUGUACGUAGAUGGAUCUCAAGAUUUGAAGUCUGGCCCUACCUGGAGACUUACACAGAGGAUGUUGCACUUGAAAUAUCCAAAGAGUUUCAGGGCAAGCCAGAUCUGAUUAUUGGGAAUUACAGUGAUGGAAAUAUCGUUGCCUCUUUGUUGGCACAUAAGUUUGAUGUUACACAGUGCACCAUUGCUCAUGCUCUGGAGAAGACGAAGUACCCAGAUUCAGACAUCAACUGGAGAAAGCUUGAGGAUAAGUAUCACUUCUCCUGUCAGUUUACUGCUGACCUUAUUGCUAUGAACCAUACUGAUUUUAUCAUCACUAGCACCUUCCAAGAGAUUGCUGGAAGCAAGGACACUCUUGGUCAAUACGAGAGUCACAUUGCCUUCACUCUUCCUGGGCUCUACCGUGUUGUUGAUGGGAUUGAUGUGUUUGAUCCUAAGUUCAACAUUGUCUCCCCUGGUGCUGAUAUGAGCAUAUACUUCCCUUACACAGAAGAGAAACGGCGGUUGAAGAAGUUCCACCCAGAGAUUGAAGAGCUUCUUUACAGCCCUGUUGAGAAUGCAGAGCACCUAUGCAUACUGAAAGAUCGCAAUAAGCCAAUUCUGUUUACCAUGGCAAGGUUGGAUCGAGUAAAGAACUUAACUGGACUUGUAGAGUUCUAUGCCAAGAACAGCCAGCUGCGUGAGUUGGUUAACUUGGUAGUAGUUGGUGGAGAUAGGAGAAAGGAAUCCAAGGAUUUGGAAGAGAAGGCCGAAAUGCAGAGGAUGUAUGAACUAAUUGAAAAAUACAAGUUGAAUGGCCAGUUCAGAUGGAUUUCUUCCCAGAUGAACAGAGUGAGAAACGGUGAACUCUAUCGUUACAUUUGUGACACAAAGGGAGCAUUUGUUCAGCCUGCUCUGUAUGAGGCCUUUGGCUUGACUGUUGUUGAGGCCAUGACCUGUGGCCUACCAACAUUUGCAACUUGCUAUGGAGGCCCUGCUGAGAUUAUUGUUCACGGCAAAUCCGGCUUCAACAUUGAUCCUUAUAAUGGCGAUCUGGCUGCCGAGACCCUCGUCCAUUUCUUUGAAAAGUGCAAGGCAGAUCCAUCUUAUUGGGAUAAGAUCUCCCAGGGAGGCUUGAAGCGCAUCCAGGAGAAGUAUACAUGGCAGAUUUACUCUGAGAAGCUAUUGACUCUGACUGGAGUCUAUGGUUUUUCGAAACAUGUUUGUAACCUCGAGCAACGUGGGCGCAAGCGUUACAUUGAAAUGUUGCAUGCACUGAUGUAUAACAAGCGGGUUAUGACUGUUCCUCUAGCUGUUGAGUAAAGAAAAUGGCGAUGAGGAGGCACAAGGCUGGACCAAAUGAGGUUUUGGAAUGGCUAUUGAAAUUUGAUAUUUCCUUCGUUUCUUUUUUAUCUCGCAAUUGUUUUGAACCCGGGUUUUGUCCCACCUUUAAUUUACUCCCUUAUUAUCCUUGGGAAUGUUUUGAACCUGGGUUUGGUUCCAAGGAUUGCAAUAAAGUAUGGUUUAUAUUAA